AUGACUGGACUUUCCACCAACGCUAUUCACGCCGCAGACCACUUGAAGCGGGUUCCUGACGUUAUCCCACCAAUCAAUGUCUCCACGACGUUUAGGUAUUCGUCCAACCCGGACGAAUUGGUCAAGGCUGCUGAUAAUAAAGAAAAUAUCGACGAUACCCCAAUAUACUCCCGGUUGGCCCAUCCUGGUUCAAAUAGUGUAGAAGCGUUGCUUGGUCCUAUUGUCAAGGGACACAGUGUGGUGUAUAAUUCUGGACUUUCGGCCUUUUUCGCUGCGUUGACGCUCUUCAAUCCUCGUACCAUUGCCAUUGGUAAGGGGUACCAUGGGUGCCAUGGAAUAGUUGAUAUUUUCAAGAGGAACCAGGGCCUUGUGCAAAUCGGACUCGAUGAUGACUUUUCGGUGUUGCAAAAGGGAGAUAUCGUUCAUUUAGAAACUCCAGUUAAUCCCGAUGGAACUUAUUUUGAUAUUUCAUAUUAUGCAGAAAAGGCACAUAAAUAUGGAGCCCUCCUAAUGGUUGAUUCUACUUUUGCUCCCCCUCCGCUUCAAGAUCCUUUCCAACACGGAGCGGAUAUUGUAAUGCAUUCUGCCACCAAAUAUUUUGGUGGUCAUAGCGAUUUAUUGGCCGGGGUGCUAGUUACCCAAGAUCGUGAGAUUAAAAACCAGCUUCUCAACGAUCGAGUCUUCUUAGGGUCUAAUAUCGGCAAUUUAGAAUCUGCCCUCUUAAUAAGAAGUUUGAAAACCCUCGAACUAAGAGUUUUACAGCAAUCUAGAUCAGCCACUAGAAUAGUUGAAUAUCUUUCGCAAAACAUCGGUCAGUUCCCGGACUUGGUGGAAAUCGUUCAUGGCUCUUUACAAAAAGACUCCUAUAUCGCAACCCAGGUUACUGCUCAUACUCCGGUGUUUUCAAUCAAGGUUAAAAGUGAAGAUUUCGCUAAAAGAUUACCUUCAAAAUUGAACUUUUUCGAACACGCUACUAGUUUGGGAGGCGUCGAAAGCUUGAUUGAAUGGAGAGCCUUAAGUGAUGCCACAGUAGCUCCGGAUAUCCUAAGAAUUAGUAUUGGUAUUGAAAAUUCCGAUGACCUACUCAACGAUUUAAUCCAAGCAUUGUCCCAAUAA
This is a messenger RNA of Hyphopichia burtonii NRRL Y-1933, 1116 nucleotides long. RefSeq names its product putative cystathionine beta-lyase. The transcript has a single exon. NCBI's taxonomy places the organism in Eukaryota, Fungi, Ascomycota, Pichiomycetes, Serinales, Debaryomycetaceae. The record is from RefSeq and is a predicted model, not a curated record. Gene Ontology annotation, biological process: transsulfuration. Gene Ontology annotation, cellular component: cytoplasm. The coding region runs from base 1 to 1116 and encodes 371 amino acids. Gene Ontology annotation, molecular function: pyridoxal phosphate binding; carbon-sulfur lyase activity.